Mugil cephalus (flathead mullet) is the source of this 3038-nucleotide messenger RNA. RefSeq names its product ArfGAP with FG repeats 1b (gene agfg1b). Gene Ontology annotation, molecular function: GTPase activator activity. The transcript is spliced from 12 exons. NCBI's taxonomy places the organism in Eukaryota, Metazoa, Chordata, Actinopteri, Mugiliformes, Mugilidae. Bases 193 to 1596 code for a protein of 467 amino acids. The record is from RefSeq and is a predicted model, not a curated record.
UUUUUUCCGCGUAGAAGAAGUUUUCCAGUCUCCAGUCUACCCCCCCUCCAGCUGCUAGACCUCUCAGCAAGGUGUCUCCCUCCCUGGCUACCGCCGUCAUACGCGGCAAGUCAGCCUGAAGACACCCGCCCUGCCCAGGGUCCCUGACCGAACUUUCUUCUCCCCCAGUGAAACCCGCCGUCAUUUUCGGCCAUGGCGACGAGUGCGAAGAGAAAACAGGAGGAGACUCAUCUGAAGAUGCUCCGGGAAAUGACUAGCCUUCCCGCGAAUAGGAAAUGCUUCGACUGCGACCAGCGCGGCCCGACCUAUGUCAACAUGACAGUCGGCUCCUUCGUCUGUACCACCUGCUCCGGGAUCCUGCGAGGACUGAAUCCCCCACACAGAGUGAAGUCCAUCUCUAUGACCACAUUCACACAGCAGGAAAUUGAGUUCCUACAGAAACACAGCAACGAGGUCUGUAAACACAUCUGGUUGGGCCUCUACGACGACAGGACAUCAGUUGUUCCAGAUUUCAGAGAACCGCAGAAAGUAAAAGAGUUCCUUCAGGAAAAAUACGAAAAGAAAAGAUGGUAUGUUCCUCCAGACCAGGCGAGAGCAGUAGCGAGCGUCCAGGCCUCAGUGUCCGGCUCCUCGGCCAGCAGCACCGGCAGCACCCCAGAAGUCCCACCCCUCAAAUCCCUACAGCUCAACAAGACCCCGCUGCGACAGUCUCCAGGGUUAAGUCGUGCCCAGGCUCAUCACAGUGCUGCUCAGGAGAAGAAGUUCGACUUGCUCUCAGACCUGGGAGGAGACAUCUUCGCUGCUCCGCCCACUCAAACUGCCAGCUCUACCAACUUUGCCAACUUUGCACAUUUUCCAAGCCAGUCAGCACCUCAGGGUAAUUCAAAUACCAACUUUGCCAACUUUGAGGCAUUUGGAAACACUACAAUUCCAUCCCACCUGAGCACGUCACCUCCCACAAAGUCCUUUUCAUCAGGUGGAGGAGUGCCAAUUCCGUCAAUGUCUAGUGCCGUAGCUGCCCAGUCCCAGACAGGGAGCCGCACAGAGGACCGCUAUGCUGCUCUGGCUGAGUUGGACAACGAGCUCAGCUCCUCUGUCCCCUCAGGAGGAAACCUAUUUGGACCAGUGCUUGGUUCAUCACCAGCUCAGAAUCCACCUGUGUUACCCAGCAUGCAGCCUGGCUUUGGAGCCGUCCCAUCCACAAAUCCAUUCGUUGCUGCAGCCAUUGGCCCAGACAUGGCCACCAACCCCUUCCAGACCAAUGGCAGAGCUCCAGCUGCAGCCUCCUUUGGUACUGGCUCAAUGAGCAUGCCCGCCGGCUUUGGGAAUGCGUCUUCCUACUGCCUCCCGACCAGUUUCAGCGGAAACUUCCAGCAGCAAUUCCCCGGCCAGGUCCCCAUCCCUUACACUCAACCUGGGGCAUAUCACCCUCAGUCUAAUGGCCCCGCAUUCCCAGUCUAUGGUCAGAGCAAGCCCUCGAUCACGGCCUUUGGGCAGCCCAUGGCGGGACCUGGCAUGUCUAAUAACCCGUUCAUGGCAGGAGCACCGGCCGGCUCUUUCCCUUCAGGGGGUUCAUCCACCAACCCUUUCCUGUAGCACAGCUCUCGCUCCUGGCCACCAGAGGACAGCAUGCAGCACAUAUUCAACGCACCAUAUUCAACAGUCACGCAAUUAGUGGCAGUACAUUUCUAAAGAAGACUUUUUUUCUUUUCUUAAAACAAGUUUACAACAUUAUGAAGGAAUACAAAGGACUAUAUUGAAGACUAAGAGACUGUUAUGGGGGAAAAUGUACUGUUUGGACUAUAUACAUUAUGUCAUAUGCUUUUUAUUUUUGUUUAUAACUGUAAGCUCUGUGCAUAUCACCAUUUGUAAUCACACUUAAGUACAUGUUAUGUAUAAGGACUCAGUUAACAAGAGUGAGUAUACACACACCUUGUGUCAUAGAAAAACCACUACAAACUAUUUACAUAGAUAUGGGUAUACAUUUUAAGAUUAUGAACAGGGUUCCAUCCAAAUUCAUGAUCUGUGGUUUGAAGCAGUCAUGAUGAUGCAGGUGAUUUUUAAAAGGGAUAUUUUUGUGUUUUUAGGCAUAAUGCUCCUUUACUGGCUCUAAGGACAUUAAUAUACAGAGCUCUCUUGAGAGACACAAGUCUCUUGAUAUAACCUGUAACAAAGCCACCAAACCCACACCUUUUUAAUUCAGGGUGACAUCCCAAGCAGGUGGAUGGGUCCCGCCAGUUAUCCUUGACUAUCGGUCAUCUGUUCAAAUACUGCCAAUGUCUCUGAAAUUGUGGAAAAAUGGGCUGAACUUUGUUUUGAAAGCAAGUGCUGAUCUUCAAAUAUGAAGCCAGUGUCAGGUCAGGUCUCUUGGAGCACAAACGGAGGAAAGACACAAAGUGCAGUUAGGAUGAGUAUUUAUUUGUCAUGUUAAUUCACCCAAAAUAUAAAGCAUUGGUAAAUUUAUUUAGUGCUCUCUAUUAACCUCACUUCUGCUUUAUGAAGAUGUCAGAUGAGCAUAUUUCAGAUAUUCACUAUAUUUUACAAGUAUGAUGAAAACAAAAGAAAGGACUGUUAAUGAAAGCUUCAGGGUCGUGGGUCUGAUCCAGUUUGGGUUCCCUCAAAUCGGGUGAAGUACAUGGUUGCGGGUUGACAGGGAAUGACAGGUUUACCAGACCCUGACAAGGAAAAAUAAACAACAACACUAUAGCAUUUGAAACAGAUUGUUAGUUGUAUUGUAUACACUACACUCCUUUGGUAUCUGUUCUUUUCUUUGCUUCGUUAUUGAAAACCUUUUGAAGGGAGGGACAGAAUGAGGAGAAAUAAAUCAAACUGCUUGCUUUAAAAUAAGUCAACAUGAAUUUAGGAACUAUUGCAUUACUGGAUCUACUUGUGACUCGGGGAAAGUAACGGUCUCAAUUGUGCCACCCGUGACUAACAAUGAAUUUGACAAUGUGUUUCUUGUCUUGGCAAGAGUAGGUAAGUAAAUGUGUACAUAUAUAAAUAUAUGUAUAAAUAAAUUAAAAGAUUUUUAACUACAA